This is a messenger RNA of Solea senegalensis (Senegalese sole), 1799 nucleotides long. RefSeq names its product neurofilament heavy polypeptide-like. The transcript has 22 exons. The record is from RefSeq and is a predicted model, not a curated record. Bases 162 to 1652 code for a protein of 496 amino acids. NCBI's taxonomy places the organism in Eukaryota, Metazoa, Chordata, Actinopteri, Pleuronectiformes, Soleidae.
AAGAAGAAAAAGAGGUUAAAAUACCACACAAAGAGGAGAAAGAAAUUAAGAAACCAUCUAAAGAGAAAGUGGUAGAGAAGCCUCAAAAAGAAGAGAAAGAGGUUAAAAUACCACACAAAGAAGAGAAAGAAGUCAAGAAACCAUCUACUGAAGACAAAGAGAUGAAGCCUACCAAAGAAAAGAAAGAAGUCAAGAAACCAUCUAAAGAGAAAGAGGCGGAGAAACCUCCAAAAGAAGAAAAGGAGGUUAAAAUAACGCACAGAGAAGAGAAAGAAGUCAAGAAACCAUCUAAAGAAGAGAAAGAGGUGAAGCCUACUAAAGAAAAGGUAGAAGUCAAGAAACCAUCUAAAGAAGAGAAAGAGGUGGAGCCUACUAAAGAAAAGGUAGAAGUCAAGAAACCAUCUAAAGAGAAAGAGGCAGAGAAACCUCCAAAAGAAGAAAAGGAGGUUAAAAUACCACACAAAGAAGAGAAAGAAGUCAAGAAGCUUCCUAAAGAAGAGAAAGAACCUGUGAAGAAGAGAGACACAAAGACAGACACCAAACCUAAAAAGGCUGUACGAAUUGAAGUAGUGAAGACAAAGGUCACGUCUUUCCUUAAGAGGGAACAUCUCAAUGUUACAAAAGCAGCUGAAGAACCUAAGAAGGCUGUCAGGGUUCUGAAAGCUGCUCGAAGGCAGAUUGUUCCUAUCCUGAAAAAGGAACGUGUGAAUAUGACAAAAGCAGAAGUUCCUGAGGUUCCCAAAGUGAAAGCCAAGCCAGUAUCUAUAGAGAAAGUGGCAGUUUCUAAGGAGGCCGAGGAGAAACCAAAACCAAAAAUCAAGCCUGUAAAACCAGACAUUGAUGCACUGAAGGAAAAGCAAAAGCCAACCCCUUCAAAGAAAGAAGCUCAAAGGGAAAAGGCCAAAGCAGCAGCACCACCACCUGUGAAGAAAGGCAAGAAAGAGGUGGCUACUCCAAAAGAAAAGGCCAAAGCAGUCAUCCUGAAAAAAGAACAAGAAAGCCCUUCUAGAAAUGCCUCCCUUGUGAAAGAGAGGGUCAGAAUUGUACCAAUGAAGAAAGCAGUCAGGCCACCUAAAGAGAGCAUCAGGAUUGUGUCUGCAACAACAGCCGAGAAGCACAAACCAGUUUUAACAAAGAGAGAACCUCUCAAGACAAAACCAGUUGUCAAAGAGGCAGAGGCAGCGCAUAGAAAUGUAUCUCUUACAAAGGAGAAGGUGAAGGUGGUGCCACUCAGGAAAGUGCCUGUAACUCCAAAAGAGAAAGUCAAACCAGCCUCAUUGAAAAAAGCUGAAGUUGUGAAGGAGAAGAAAGUCGAGCCGGUGACUCUCAAAAAAGCUGAAGUUGUGAAGGAGAAGAAAGUCGAGCCAUUGACUCUCAAAAAAGAAGCCGUGGAAGACAAAGAUAAAAAGACAAAACCCUCACAGAAAGAAACUGAAGCUAAGCCGGUUCUUGUCAAAAAAGAACUAAAACCUGUGAAGGAGAAGCCCAAACCAGUUCAAGAAAAGAAAGCUCCUUCUAAAACAGAGACUCACGCAGCAGAGGAAAAGGUCAAAUCACUGCUGAAGAAGAAAGAGCCCCAAGAACCAGAAGAGAUGAGAGUCAAACCACAUGUUAAAAAAGGUACAUUAUGUAUGCCGUGUGUUGUAAAAUAGACCAAAACUCAGUUAUGAGUUUUAUAUUCAACCUAUUUUCUUUCUGAUGGCACAACUGCAUUAGAGGAGAAUCUCAAACCAGUCUGUAUGAAGACGUUUUUGGUGAUUUUGGACGACAUACUAUACUAUGACAUUUGUGACUGAUUU